Linum tenue is the source of this 549-nucleotide messenger RNA. The record is from the annotation of a GenBank genome assembly. Lineage: Eukaryota; Viridiplantae; Streptophyta; Magnoliopsida; Malpighiales; Linaceae.
AUGAAAAAAAAGAAAUUAUCACACUCCUCGCCGACGGGAUUCAUCACCGCCUUCUCCACCUGGUCUCUGGAGCCCACCCCGAUCUCCCUCCGCUCUUCUCUCUCCUUCUCCGGCCACCUCGCCGAGCUCGAGCGGAUCCUUGUUCAGGCCAUUCGCGAGGGCCAGGAGCCCAGAACUCUCCAGGAAAUCUCCAUUGCUGCCAAUGUCCCGCAGAAGGAGAUUGGGAAAUACAUCAAGAUACUAGGAGAAGCUCUGCAGCUUAGCCAGCCCCUUAAUAGCGAUUCCAUCUCUGUUCAUAUGCCCAGAUUCUGCAACCUUCUCCAACUCAACAAAUAUGCUCAGGUAAUUGGUUUCGCAACUUCGAUUCCACUCAGAGAAUGUGGGUUGAUGUUUGGUUGGUUACCCUUUUACAUUGGUUGGCGACGGCUUCUGAUCGUGCAUCAGCGACAUUACGUGCAUCUGCAGCGCGCUGUAGUUGUUGUUGACUUGAUUCAGCAUGUCUCUCAGCCGGAGAUUCUCCACUUUCACCCGCUCCAGCUCCGCCUGUAG